Impatiens glandulifera is the source of this 3075-nucleotide messenger RNA. RefSeq names its product protein NLP9-like. The record is from RefSeq and is a predicted model, not a curated record. Gene Ontology annotation, molecular function: protein binding; DNA-binding transcription factor activity. The transcript is spliced from 5 exons. NCBI's taxonomy places the organism in Eukaryota, Viridiplantae, Streptophyta, Magnoliopsida, Ericales, Balsaminaceae. Bases 372 to 2777 code for a protein of 801 amino acids.
UAAAACAAGACACCACUUCUCUCAUCGGAUUAACAUUCGAAACGAAGAUACACGAAGUUUACAGAAGAAUUCUAUUUUUAGCAAUUUAAUUCCCCAGUCUCUGACCCAUUGCACCGCCUUAUCUCUCUCAUUCCAUUUUUAGAAUGAUUUUAGACUCUAUCCGUUAGGAACUUGGUCCCUUAGCCGAUUCGGUAUGGGUGUUAAUUUGGGAUUUUCUAAACUUUAGUAUAUAUAAAUAGCUUGCUCGGUUUGAAGCAUAUCAAUCAAAACCACACUCAUAUCUUGUUUUCUUAAAGGGUAAAAGCUUCUUCUUUGUUCAUUGUAUUUCAAGAAUUUGGAUCUGGAUAAUUUCUCUACUAGAAGUUUUAAUAAUGGAAUAUUGGGCUUCUUCCAACUCUCAAAUGGAUGGUGAAUCAUCGGAUGAUUUCUUUAACAGUGAUCAGGAUUAUUUGAACUUAGAAGACUGUUAUGAUGAUGGGUGGUGCAACGAUUCUCAGAUGAAUGAUCAUCUCUUUGCUAAUUUUCCAUCAUCAUCAUCUUUUGUUGAUGCAUCAAAUUUUGUUGAACAAACCAAUCCUCCUUAUAAUAUCAUGACUGGAUCUUAUGACAACAUGUUUCAACAGGAUGAUGAUUCCUUUUUCAGGGAAAAUAGUGUUUGUAGAAAUGUCUCAGAGGAUGAAAACUAUAAUAAUAUAUUAAUCCCGAGAUCACUUACAAAGCCUCUGUCUGAAAAGAUCCUCAAGGCAUUGACUUUGUUUAAAGAUUCCUCUAGAGAUGGGGUUUUAGCACAGUUAUGGGUUCCAUACAAGCAAGGGGAUCGUCAUUUCUUAAGUACUUGCGAUCAACCGUACUUGCUCGAUGAGACACUCUCUGGUUACCGUGAUGUGUCGAGGAUGUUUACUUUCUCAGCCGAGGUUAAAACUGGUUUUACCUCGGGACUUCCUGGUCGUGUCUUUUCCUCCAAAGUUCCUGAAUGGACAUCUAAUGUAGGUUACUACAAUAAGGAGGAGUAUUUGAGGGUGGAACAUGCUGUUAAUCAUCAUAUUCGGGGUUCUAUUUGCAUACCGGUUUUCGAGAUUGAUACUGAUGAAAAUAGUUCAUGUUGUGCUGUUCUAGAACUCGUUACGAGGAUUGAGAAACCGGACUUCGAUCAGGAGAUGGAGAAUGUUUGCGCUGCACUUCAAGCUGUGGAUUUGAAGAGCACUUCUCGUCCUCGAUUUAAUCCUCAGUUGCAGUGUAUAUCCAAGAAUCAGAGGGCUGCUUUAGCCGAGAUAACUGACGUCUUAAGGGUGAUAUGUCAUGCCCAUAAUCUACCUUUGGCUUUAACCUGGAUUCCCUGUAGUUACAACCAAGGGAUCGGUUAUGAAGCUACCCAAGUACAAAUAAAAGGUUGUAAACCUCUUGGUCCUAACAAAAGAUGCAUUCUCUGUAUCCAAGUUUCGGCUUGCUAUGUACACGAUCAAGACCUGAAAGGUUUCGUUCUUGCAUGUGAAGAAAAUUAUCUGGAAGAAGGCCAAGGUGUAGCCGGAAAAGCUUUUCUUUCGAAUCAUCCCUUCUUUUUUGCCGAUGUGAAGAGUUAUGACAUCUAUCAGUACCCGUUAGUUCAUCAUGCGCGGAAGUUCAACUUGAAUUCUGCUGUUGCAAUCCGGUUGAGGAGUACUUUCACUGGUGAUGAAGACUAUAUUAUUGAGUUCUUUCUUCCUAACCAUAUAAGUGGAACCAUGGAGCAACAGAUAUUGCUAAACAACCUUGCUGGAACCAUGCAAAAGGUCUGCAAGAGCUUGAGGACGGUUUCUGAUACAGAAAUGUUGGGUAAGAAGUAUUUAUUCAACGAAAUGACAAUAUUGGAGUCCUGCCCGGUUAGUUAUGUACAGGUGAAUAAAGAAGUAUUAAAGAGGAAGAUGCCAAAAAAACGAACUAGUGUUGAGAAAAAUGUCAGUUUCAGUGUUCUUCAAAAAUACUUUUCGGGAAACUUAAAGGAUGCUGCUAAAAGCCUUGGCGUUUGCCCAACAACACUCAAAAGGAUAUGCAGACAACAGGGAAUCUCAAGGUGGCCGUCCCGUAAGAUAAAUAAAGUGAAUCGUUCUUUGAAGAGAAUCCAAACCGUGCUCGACUCUGUUCAAGGGGUCGACAGUUCAAUGAAGUUGGACCCCUCUACUGGGGAACUUGUUUCAGCUCAACCAAUUCCUACCCGAGAACCUGAUACAGGGAAGGACUUUUCUAUGACUCCUAAUUUUGUGUUUGGAGUACCUUCUCAAAAUUGCGAUGAACUUCCUUUAGCUGCUAAUGAGGUUGAUACUUUUAUCAUUCCUGAUGAUCUGAAAGAACUUAACCAACCCACUUCAUCGGGUAUGACAGACUCCUCAAACGGGUCAGGUUCAACUGCGCAAGUUAGUUCCUCGAGUACUCCAAGCUUUGGCUUUGGCGAAAGGCAAAACAAUAGAAUCUAUUCUAAUAUUGGUGGAUCAAAGAUCACUGUGAAAGCCACUUUGAAAGGAGAUACAGUAAGGUUUAAAUUUGAUCCUUCUGUUGCUGGAAGUGUUAAACUAUACCAAGAAAUAGCCAUGAGGUUUAAAUUACAUGUGGGGUCAUUCGAGCUGAAGUAUUUGGACGAUGAACAAGAAUGGGUGAUGCUUGUAGACAAUUCUGAUCUACAGGAGUGCCUUGAGAUUCUAGAUUUAGUUGGCACUCGAACUGUGAAGUUUCUAGUUCGUGAAACUAAUGACAUAAUGGGAAGCUCUAGCAGUAGUAACUCUUUAAUGGUAAGAGACAAGUGAUGAUAUUUUAAUUACUUUUCGAGGAAAAACAGGGUCGUGGCUUGCAAGAACUCGGUUAUAGGUCAGCUAGUUUGAGUUUGUAGUGUAAUGGUUUGUAGUGUAAUGGUCUAUAGGUUUGUAAGUUAGUGUAUUAUGGUUUAUAGGUUUGUAAGUUAUAGAGUUGGAAAUUAAUAUAUAAUGUUUUAGUUAUAGUUGAGAUUGUCAUAUUAUUAUCAUAUGUUUGGUUUCUGAAUCAAUGCCCUUUCUAUAAUUGUCUAUGUUGUGAUACAUUUUCAUUAAACUAAACCAAUUAAGUAGA